Xenopus laevis (African clawed frog) is the source of this 3277-nucleotide messenger RNA. It is a transcript of the gene fmo2.L, whose product is annotated as flavin containing dimethylaniline monooxygenase 2 L homeolog. Lineage: Eukaryota; Metazoa; Chordata; Amphibia; Anura; Pipidae. The record is from RefSeq and is marked provisional. Gene Ontology annotation, cellular component: endoplasmic reticulum membrane. Gene Ontology annotation, molecular function: N,N-dimethylaniline monooxygenase activity; trimethylamine monooxygenase activity; NADP binding.
UAGAAGGCAGAGAAAAGCUACAGCUGCAGCAUUCUGAGCACCAAUACUGACAGAUCUAAAUACUGAUUGGAAAAGAUUUCAAAAUGAAGAUUGCCAUUAUUGGAGCAGGAAGUAGCGGCCUGACUUCUAUCAAAUGCUGUCUAGAUGAAGGUUUGGAGCCCACCUGCUUUGAAAGAAGUGAUGAUAUUGGUGGGGUCUGGAGGUUCGCACAUGAGGUGGAAAGUGGCAGAGCCAGUAUCUAUGAGUCUGUGGUCAGUAACACCAGUAAAGAAUUGAUGUGCUUCAGUGACUUCCCUUAUCCAGAGAACUUUCCCAAUUACCUUCACAACUCUAAGAUGCUGGAGUAUUACAGGAUGUAUGCAAAUCAUUUUGGUCUUCUGAAAUAUAUCCAGUUCAAGACACUGGUCAUCAGUGUUCGGAAAUGUUCUGAUUUUGCCAGCACUGGACAAUGGAGUGUCACGACAGAAAAGGAAGGCCAGCAGGAAACUGCCGUCUUUGAUGCUGUUAUGAUUUGCUCUGGGCAUCAUUCUGAGCCACAUUUUCCACUGGAUAGUUAUCCAGGUAUAAAACAGUUUAAAGGCCAAUAUUUCCACAGUCGAGAAUAUAAAACCUCUACUGGAUAUCAAGGGAAACGUGUUGUGAUAAUAGGGAUGGGCAAUUCAGCAACUGAUAUCGGAGUGGAGCUCAGCCGGACUGCAGCUCAAGUAUUUCUCAGCACAAAAAGAGGAUCAUGGGUAAUAAGGCGUGUGUCUGAUAAUGGUUACCCUUCAGAUGUCUUGGCAAAUAGGCGCUUUCAUAACUGGAUGAGGAACAUUCUGCCUUCAGAUCUUGUCAUGUGGAACACAGAGAAAAAAUUUAAUCAGUGGUUUGACCAUGUUAACUAUGGCCUGCAGCCAACUGACAGGAGCCAAUUUAAAGAGCCAUUAUUCAAUGAUGACUUGCCAAGCCGUAUUACUUGUGGAUCCUUGCUUGUGAAGACAUCGGUGAGAGAAAUAACUGAAACAGCAGUGCAGUUUGAUGAUGGGACUGUAGAAGAAAAUAUCGAUGUUAUCAUCUUUGCCACGGGAUAUAAUUAUUGCUUUCCAUUUCUGGAUGAAUCUGUUAUAAAAAUAGACAGUAGCAGAACAUAUUUAUACAAAAAUAUCAUCCCUCCAAACUUAGAGAAGGCUACGCUUGGCAUACUUGGACUUAUUCAGCCUCUUGGACCUAUUAUGCCAACUACAGAACUGCAGGCACGAUGGAUAAGCAGAAUUUUCAAAGGGUUGUGCAGGUUCCCUCCGAUAAAUGAGGUGAUGGAUGAACUUGAAAAGGACAGAAAAAUCUUCAUCAAAAGAUAUGGUACAACAAGAGAGAAUCGUUUGCAAGUGGAUUUCAUUGAAUACCUGGACAGCUUGGCUUCUGAUAUUGGUGUCAAGCCCAAUAUUUUGCGUCUGUUUCUAACUGAUCCAUUGCUAGCUCUGGCUGUCUGUUUUGGACCAUGCACACCAGCUCAAUUUCGUUUGCAAGGCCCAGGAAAAUGGCCACAGGCCAGAAAGCAAAUCAUGACCACAUGGGAUCGUAUUAUAAAGUCAUCAAAGACACGAACUGUGAAAAGCCAAGGGCCAAGAUUUGUGACCGCUGCUCUUCUGUUGGCCAUUCUUUGCCUUGUAGUUCUGCUGUUGUCUAUUUUCAUUAACUAAAAAUAAUUCAAAUAAGGUAUAGAGUAUUCCAUACAUAUAUAUAUGGAAUCAUUUAUUUGUUAUUGUAAAAUCUGACGACAUGCACAAUUUCGACAAAUAUUAUUGUAAGGCACACGAUAUUAUUCUGAAGUAGUUUGAACCAGAGAGGCAAAUGCACAGAUCAGUGUUGGUAAAAUAUACACAGAUACUUCAUAUAAUCUGGACAUAAUUACACAUUCCUAUAGAUUUAUAUAUAUAUAACUAGACGAAAAAAACGCACCAAACAGGGCUUAGUAUAAAGUCCAAAUAUCAAACUUUAUUUUCAACGUUUCGGCUCCAUAGCUUGAGCCGUCUUCCUGUAUAUACAGGGGCGGAACUACCGGGGGAGCAGGGGGUACACCCCCUCAGGGCCCCCCGGCAGUCCGCGCGCCGCGCAUAUCCCGGGCCAGUUCCGGGUUUACGGAGGGGGGCGGGGGGCCCAGCUGCGUGUCCUGCGCCAGGGCCUGCCCCCCUCUAGUUCCGUCUCUGUGUAUAUAUAACCGUAAACUGCAAUUACAUUCCAUUUUAGUAACUACUAUAAUUAAUAAGCUAGUUCAGGGGACUACUAAUGUAUACAUUAAGAAAAACAUUUGAUUUUUGCAAAAUAUAUUCAUUUGGUCUAUUAUUGCUCUUAGUUCGACACUGAAUUGUUAUUUUGCAAUGUUUGAUUAUAAAACCGUUGUUUAAUUAAGGACCACCAUAAAAUUAUGUUUACGCUAUUGCAGUAAGAAACCUCCAUGAGCUAUGAACUGGACAGCUUUUUUUCAAACGAUAGUAAUAAUUAGGAAGGAAUCAAUUACUAAUUCAUGUUUUCUCUGUAGAGAUGUAUAAGCAAUGGGGAUCAAUCACAAGCCGGAAGUUAUCAAAUUUACAUUAUUUAUCUCCAUGUAAGAGAACCAACCUUACAAUUAAAAAGAGAAGGGAAAGUUCCAAGCCAAGGGGAGUGUUUUAAUUGUGGUUCUAUGAGUCUCUCGGAAUUAAUUCAAACACACCAGCUACGUAUAAGCAAAGGUUUAUUACAUACAUAGAAUGAAGAAGAUAUCCAUUAGUAUAUGAGCAAAGCACCUUCAAUCUGCAACCAAGACUGGGAGAUCCUGGAACAGUCAGCAGAUAGAAUCCCUCAAACGGAGCACGGAAGGUCCUGUGGUGGCACGAGUCAACUCCACAAGUGAGAUCUCAACUGACCGAAUGGAGACCCCCAGUUUAUAUAGGCUUAGCAAAACAUGAGCUCAUAUAGUAAUUUAGUAAGAAGAUACAAUGAUUUGGUUAAUAACAGAUCUUGCUUCCCAUGCGUUUAUCAGGAUCUGGCCAGACUCCCAAAAAGCACAUCCGAAGCAGAGAUCUUAUCUUAGCUAGCUGGUAGCUGAAUAGCAUAUUGUGCCCCUAUCUAUAGUAAAGAAGAGUCUGAUAAGGGAUUCAGAAAUCAUAAGCAUAUUAGAUAAUACAUAUAAGAAUAUCCAGAAUAAAACUGAGUUGUUAGUUCCCAUGAAUUCUCUUGCACAAAGCUUCAUUAUACAGAAUUAUAGAUAAUAAUGAUGUAUACUAUGAUAUAAAGCUUUGUUAUACACAAUUAAACAUCA